Molecule: messenger RNA, 2133 nt
Organism: Parnassius apollo (apollo)
Lineage: Eukaryota; Metazoa; Arthropoda; Insecta; Lepidoptera; Papilionidae
Source: the annotation of a GenBank genome assembly
AUGAGGUGGAACACGCGGAUUGAGAUGCGGCGGCAGGCUCGGAUCUCAGUUGGAGACGCGCUUGUUGUGCGUUCCGCUUCAGCUCUACAAGUAUGGCUAUGGUUGCUGAUCUUUGUAUUCCAGAACGAAUUUAGAAUAUCAAGGUCCAUUCAACCAGGCUACUUGGACUUCGACAAUCUGCCAGAAACAAACUUCACUUGUGCUGGCAAAGUAAUCGGAGGAUAUUACGCUGACUUGGAGACAUCAUGCCAAAUGUUCCACGUGUGCACGGUCGGUCAGCAAGACGAACCUAUGGAUAUCAAGUUCCUUUGUCUUAACGGCACUGUUUUUGAUCAGGAGACAAGAGUUUGUGAAAGAGUAGACGAAGUUGAUUGCACGAAAUCUGAGAAAUUUUACAGCUUAAAUUUAGAAUUGUAUGGCAGCACGACGCCUCCCAUUAUAGAAUCAGAUAAAAUUACCAUUAAACCUCAAAGUACUGAACAAUCACAACAGACUACGAAAACCAGUACGGAGGAUCCUUCUGUAUAUGAUACACCCACGACAACAAAUGAUAAGUUACAAGGUCUAUCUCCAGAUGCAAUCGAUUCAACAGAGGACCCAAUACAAGAAAUAAAGAAAGACGAUCCCAAAAUUUCUCACAGUUUGUCUACACAGUCAAUACCCAUAAAGGAAGUUGGGGGUUUUCAUGAUGAAUAUCAGUAUGAGGAUGAAUACGAAGAAGACUAUUCACAACCGUUAAAAACAUCAACUUUUCAAUCUGUAAUUACAACAACGUCAACGACAACGAAGAAAGCACCCUCUACCAGCACUUUAACGACAACUUCAACCACCCAAUCAUCAACUUCUUCCCAAUUAACUUCCACUUCACCCACAGUAUCUUCACUUGCCCCCAAUAUAGAUACCUCGUCUCCUCUACCCGCUCUCCCUUUGACUACUAUUGAUCCAUCGCUAUUAUCGCCUCAAGAAUUUAUUUAUAGACAUCGUGGACCAGGAUCAGAAGCCAUCUCUUUCCAACGUCAAAGUUUUCGUCCCGCCGACGGAGUUUUUAUCACGCAUGCACCACCACAACAAUUUGAUCACUUUCAGUAUGAAUCGUCAAGAACAGCGCCGCGACCUGUAUCUCGUCCAACUCCAUUUGUGCAAAGGCCACAACCAUUUCGUGCCACUACUCUUGACCCACGAGACCAAAUUCUGCGUCCAGGACCUUCUUCUCAGCCUUCUGAGAGGCACGAAACUUCUGUGAAACAUCGUCCACAAACUUAUCCUUCAGCAUUACCUCCUCAACAUACUCUACCAUUUAAUCCAUUUUAUUACGAUCGAAAACGAAGCGACGAAUUUACAUCUGAAAAAGAAACACCACCCAUCGCUCGAUCUGUAGCACCGCCCACCGUAACAGAACGACCUCCUAUUAAACUGAAAAGUCCUCCACGAGUUAUCGUUACCGCCAGUGCUUCGGUUAGUGAUAGCAAUGGCAAAAAAUUGAACUAUACAGUCGGUAACGUAGUCAGUGCAGUAAAACCGAUAGUAGCAAUAAAUUACGAUGAUUAUAAAGAAUCAGAUCUUAUUUUCGACCCCUUCUUUCUUGAUGUGCCAAAAUUAAAUAAACGACGGAAAACAAGAUCCAACAAACAUAGAAAAAUAUUUACAAUACCUGCAACCGCGACCGUGCCAACUAAUUUAAUUUCUAAAACUAGUUUAAAACCAACACUUUCUCCAGUCACUUCAAGAGCAACAACAACCACGAUUUCAUCUACUCCACCUACUACAACAACUACAACAGCAGCUUGGAAUCCUGAAGAUUAUGUGGAUGACAAUUAUGAACCUCAUGCAUAUUUACCUCCAAUACCUCCGCUUGCCGUUCUAGUAACCCAAGACAGUGUUAAAUUUACAAAGCUUAAAAAACAGUCGACUAACGAAUUAAACAACGAAGAAGAAUCUAGAACAGAAAUGUCAUCGUCAAAUUUUGGCCCGAAGGAACAGUCCUGGCCCACGCCAUCUGCAAAGCAGAUAAUCUCUAGUCAAAGUGCGGGUAUGGAAGCGGUGGUAUCUAUCACUGGUGUUACUACACCAUCGCUCAUCAAAGCGCCCGCCUGCGCCUCAUCGCGCUCCACUGACUGUCGAAAUCGUGCCUAA